AUGGAGGCUUUUGUGUCCAGGGUGCUGCCCCACCUCUGCACCAAAGUGCCUGCAGAGAGAACUAUUGCGAAUAUCACCUACUCUAUUGUGAAUGAAGUAACCAAUGAGGAAUUUCAUCUUGUAUUGAGUAGAGAUGAAGAGUGGGACCAACUUGUGGCCGAUGUUGAGUUAACCAGACAUGAGGCAAAGGCAGUUCAUGAACGUCUAAAGAAACAUGAAAAACUCACGGCUGUGGAAAUCAAAGAGAUGUGCCAACAAGAGAAGGAGGUUAGGGAGAAGUUUUUGAAGAUUUUAUAUUCCCAGGUGAAAAAAGAUGUUGAAGUGCAUAUAAAACAGCUAUAUGCCUUUGCAGAAAUGACUGAUAAGGUCCACAAGAUCUGUACCAUUGUUAAUGUGGUGGCAGACUCCAUUGUCAUCCUAUCCAACAUCUUGUAUAUUAUGGGCAUAGGUCUGGCCCCAUUUACAGCAGGGCUCAGUUCAGCAGUUUCAGAACCUGCCCUUUCGAUGGGGAUACUGGCUAUUAUCACAGCUGUGGUCAGCACCACCAUUGACCACAGAUGUAUGGCAUGCAUAGAAGCUGAAGUCAACAAAUUGGAAUCAACUGAAAAAAAUUUACAUAGGCUCUGGGAACUUUUAGGUGACAGCAAAGAAAGAAUCUCUUCUUUAAUAAAUAAUUUUAAGGUUGCGAGAAACAUAGAAAAUUAUGCUUAUUGCAAUAGGCUUAGCAUGCUCGGCCCCAGGUUGGGAGCUCAUAAUGUGUGGGGCACAAUGUUAGUAGACACUGCUAGUACAAUGAGCAAGGGAACCUAUGUCAUUGGUGGGGUCUCCAAAGGUUUAGCAAUUCUUUUGGAUGGAUACAGUCUACUGCAAGUCUCAAAGGAUUUACAAGAUGUGGGGAAAUCACAGUCUGGUCAGAAGCUGAGGCAGUGGGCUCAGGAGCUGGAAAAUAUGUUGGUGAGACUCCAACAGUUCUAUAAGAAUCUGAAGUAG
This is a messenger RNA of Sorex fumeus (smoky shrew), 990 nucleotides long. Its product is annotated as apolipoprotein L3-like. The transcript has 3 exons. Bases 1 to 990 code for a protein of 329 amino acids. Gene Ontology annotation, biological process: lipoprotein metabolic process; lipid transport. Gene Ontology annotation, molecular function: lipid binding. The record is from RefSeq and is a predicted model, not a curated record. Gene Ontology annotation, cellular component: membrane; extracellular region. NCBI's taxonomy places the organism in Eukaryota, Metazoa, Chordata, Mammalia, Eulipotyphla, Soricidae.